Drosophila obscura is the source of this 967-nucleotide messenger RNA. It is a transcript of the gene Tsp2A, whose product is annotated as tetraspanin-2A. NCBI's taxonomy places the organism in Eukaryota, Metazoa, Arthropoda, Insecta, Diptera, Drosophilidae. The transcript has a single exon. Bases 35 to 769 code for a protein of 244 amino acids. The record is from RefSeq and is a predicted model, not a curated record. Gene Ontology annotation, cellular component: membrane.
GUUUGUCUCCUUUUUCUUUGCAGCCUGCCACAUUAUGGGUAUUGGUUAUGGAGCCUCUGACGAGCAGCUGGAGAAGCAGAUCGGUUGCGUCAAAUACACGCUCUUCUGCUUCAACAUUGUGGCCUGGAUGAUAGCCACAGCAUUGUUCGCCCUGACCGUCUGGCUGCGUGCCGAGCCGGGCUUCAAUGACUGGCUGCGCAUCCUCGAGGCGCAGUCCUUCUACAUCGGUGUGUAUGUGCUGAUCGGCGUGAGCAUCAUCAUGAUGGCGGUGAGCUUCCUCGGCUGCCUGAGCGCCCUCAUGGAGAACACUUUGGCCCUGUUCGUCUUCAUUGGCACGCAGCUGUUUGGCUUUGUGGCCCUGGUGGCCGGAUCGGCCGUCACCAUGCAGUACAGCACAAUUAACUCGAGUCUGCAGCCGCUGCUGAAUGUGUCGCUGCGUCGCUUUGUGGCCACCUCGGAAUACACCUACUCCAACUAUGUGCUGACCAUGAUCCAGGAGAAUAUCGGCUGCUGCGGCGCCACCGGUCCCUGGGACUAUCUGGACCUGCAUCAGCCGCUGCCCAGCUCCUGCCGCGACACGGUCAGCGGCAAUGCCUUCUUCAAUGGCUGUGUGGAUGAGCUGACUUGGUUCUUCGAGGGCAAAACCAGCUGGAUUGUGGCCUUGGCCAUGACCCUGGCCAUGCUCAAUGUCAUUUGUGGCACAAUGAGCUUCGUCCUCGUCCAGGCCGUCAAGAAGGAGGAGGAGCAGGCCAGCAACUACCGCCGCUGAGCAGUAGACACAGACACACACAACACACCCAUACCCACACACACAUACUUAAGUUAGCAGUACAGAAACGACAAGAGACCCUACGGAUAGUUAGUACCACCCACUAGAUUAGAUCCUAAGUUACCCCACCCACAUCCAAUCCGAACAAUAAAGAUUUAAAUGCCACUCGGCGACGCAACCCCAAAACACACAGACAUA